AUGGUGCGCUCGAGCGCUCGACUCCAGAUGGUCACCGAGAACGUCGUGGCCGCUGUCGCUGCGUCGGGCCGUACUACCAAAAAGCGCAGUCACGAGAUCUCUUCCACGAAAACGUCUGCUACGCUCGCGAGUGAGUCGUCUCGUUCUACACCGAAGAAAGCCAAAACGUCAUCUGACGCCACUGCGGAUAACAAAAGCGCUUGGGGAGCGCUCUUUGCCCCUCUGAAGGCGAAACAGACCGAACGGGUGCGGCCACUGGCUGCAGUGCCCGUCUCGACGGAGCUGCAGCAGCGCAUUGACGCGUUUCCACGUUUCCAGGACGUCUCGAGACGAUCUGACGAUACAGUUGAGCUCAAAAUUGUCGCGUGGAACGUGAACGGUCUUCGAGCAGUCCUUAAGCGAGACGACAGUGUUCAUCUACGUGCCUAUGCAGCCCAGGAAGAUCCGGACAUUAUCUGUCUCAGUGAGACGAAGAUCUGCAGCGACGAGCUCCAGAAACUGGAAGACUUUUUGCCGCAGUUCGAGCACCAGUUUUGGUCCUGUGCAGUCAAGAAAGGAUACGCGAGCACCGCUGUUUUGUGCAAGACAAAGCCGCUAAGUGUGCGUGAUGAAAUUGUCGUGGGAAGUCACGAGUCGAAAGGGAUCGGCAACGAGUCUGAGAACAGCGCAAAGGACCAAGAAGGACGAUUCUUAGCAUUGGAAUUCGACAAGUUCUGGCUGGUCCACACCUACGUCCCGAAUGCAGGAGGCAAAUUGGAAAGACUGAGCUACCGAACCAGCCAGUGGGAUAAAGCCAUGCUGCGCGAGAUGAAGCAUAUGGAGAAGACCAAGCCUGUGAUCUGGUGCGGAGACCUGAACGUCGCGCAUCACGAGAUUGACAUCCACAACCCAAAGGGGAACCGCAAAAGUGCGGGAUUUACGGACGAAGAGAGACAGAGUUUCACUGAGAUUCUGGACUGCGGAUUCAUCGAUACUUUCCGCCACUUGCAUCCAGAGAAAGUGGAGUAUUCGUACUUUGGCUAUCGGCAAAACAUGCGCGCGAAGAACAAAGGCUGGCGACUCGACUACUUCGUCGUGUCGAAGGCAUUGAUGCCGAAUGUACGAUCGUCUUUUAUCCGACAAAGCGUUGUUGGCAGUGACCACUUGCCUAUCGGACUAGAGCUUGGCGAUCUCCUGUGA
Messenger RNA from Hyaloperonospora brassicae, 1179 nucleotides. Lineage: Eukaryota; Oomycota; Peronosporomycetes; Peronosporales; Peronosporaceae. The record is from the annotation of a GenBank genome assembly.